GUGGCGGGAAUACACGCUGUCAAGCUGUCAAUUCUGUGAUGUCAUGACAUUCGCAACCGCCAAAACAGGAAAUGCAACGGAUGCCUGCUGCCAACGGAGAUUUACUUUCAUUCCGGUGUUGACCAAUCCUGCGAACGUGGUCAAAGCGGCAAGAUGAAAGUUCUGCCAGCAACUGCCCUGUGCGCGGCUCUCGCUGCCCACGGCCUACGAAAAAACUCUUUGUCGGUGGAUGGAGCUGUAGCGGCCGUUAUUGUCGGCUUCAUUACUUUUGUUUGUUCGGGUGAUCGGGAUGAUUUCCUCUUCUCGGGUUCGUUGCUCGGGUUUUAUCUGCUAGGAAGCCGUGCUACCAAGUUCAAACAGGAGCGAAAGAAAGAGUUAGAGGAGGACUUUCAAGUGGGAGGACAGAGGAACGCAAUACAAGUGCUGGCUAACGGAUUGACGGGCACAAUCAUCUGCGCGCUGCACUUCUAUCUCGUUCGGAUACAAGGCGAGGCUAGCACAGUGUGUUUCGGCGAUGUGAAGGGAGCAGGACUACUUCAUACGGCCGCGGUUUUGGCUUAUCUGGGUCACUAUGCAUGCUGCUGUGGGGACACACUGGCUAGCGAGCUCGGGAUCCUGAACCAGGGAGAUCCGUGGUUGAUUACGACUGGAAAGCGAGUCCCAAGAGGGACAAACGGCGGGAUCUCACCUCUGGGAUUAGCGGCUUCGGUGGGCGGAGGGGUGUUUGUUGGCAUCAUUGGUGCAAUAGGGUUGCCCUGGACAGAGGGAUGCCCUGGUCGAGCCCCUUAUUUGACCAUCGUCGCAUUGAGUGGAGCUGCAGGCCUUGUUGGGUCACUGAUCGAUUCGAUGUUGGGUGCUACUCUGCAAAAGUCCGUCUACAAUGCGCGGACAAAGAAGAUCACCAGCGACUUCCGCCAACUGCGGAAAGGGGAAAAGGCAGAGGAUUUGGUACAUGUUUCUGGGAAAGCUAUUUUGGAUAACCACCAGGUUAAUGCAAUCAGCUCGCUGCUAACAGCGGUGUUCACUGCAGCAAUCGGCGUAUAUUGGUAUACAUAGCGAGGGCGGUAGAACUAGUGAACGGCGGUAUUUCUACAAUAGAACCAGUAGGAGAGUAGGACAGUAGGACAGCGGGACAGCAGGGCAGCGGUAAUAGGUCCUUUAGGAUAUCGCCUCUGUCGCAGAAGAAUGUGAACAACUGUCGCCAUCUCCGCCUCACCGUUUCCUUUUCGAGCUCUUUGGGUUGCCCUGCGCGUCGACCGGCUUUGCAGCGGCACCCUUCCCAUUUUCGACGGGAUCAAACACUAUGA
Fimicolochytrium jonesii is the source of this 1307-nucleotide messenger RNA. Its product is annotated as integral membrane protein DUF92-domain-containing protein. The transcript is spliced from 4 exons. NCBI's taxonomy places the organism in Eukaryota, Fungi, Chytridiomycota, Chytridiomycetes, Spizellomycetales, Powellomycetaceae. The record is from RefSeq and is a predicted model, not a curated record. Gene Ontology annotation, cellular component: membrane. The coding region runs from base 154 to 1056 and encodes 300 amino acids.